Messenger RNA from Podarcis lilfordi (Lilford's wall lizard), 2075 nucleotides. NCBI's taxonomy places the organism in Eukaryota, Metazoa, Chordata, Lepidosauria, Squamata, Lacertidae. The record is from the annotation of a GenBank genome assembly.
AUGCCCAAAGGCAGCCCAAGGAAACUCAUUACAAGUCAGGGCGUAAGUGGCAACUUGGACAAGGUGCCCUGAAGAGUGGGAAUCCUCUCAAGUGGAGGAUCUGAUUGUCACAGCCGCAAACCCGAUUAGAUUCUUCUUUGUCAGGCAUUCACAGGAAGGGGAGCCACAGAGAGCUUGUGCACAGGAGAGAGCUUUUUCCUGUGGAGUUGCAUGAGCGUGGGGGUGUGUGUGUGGGGGGGAAUCCUUGACACAGGAGAAAUGUGAAAUUGCCCUGCCUCAAAGAAGGCAUCGUGCUGAGUAGAAAUGAAUGAGGAAUUGGAGCAACAAAGAAAGCCUAAAGAAAUAGAUGGGAUAGCUCAGCUGGUAGAGCAUAAGACUUAAUCUUAGGAUUGUGGGUUCGAACCCCACGUUGGGCAAAAGUUUCCUGCAUUCCAUGGGGUUGGACUAGAUGACCCUUGUGCUGCUUCCAAGUCUACAAUUCUAUGAUUCUCUUAAUGUUGUGCAACCUUAUUUCUGUUUUGUUCCUCCAAGGAAGGGUCCCCCUUCCCUUCCCUUCCCUUCCCUUCCCUUCCUGUUCUGCUCAGGAAUACUGUCUUCCUGGUGUGAUCAGCUCCAUCCUGACUCUGGGAACAGAGGACCUUUCUGGCUGACCCUUUCCCUUCCUCUGUGAAGGCGGCUUGUUUCGGCUGCUCCACCCAAAGACCUUCCUGGAGCUGAGUGGGAGAAGGAGGCAGCUUGCCUUGAAGGGCACGUGGGGGGCGUUCUGGAAGGAACCUCCCCAAUUCAGAAACACCCCUCCAUGGCUGAGGCCUUAUCACUUUUAUUCAUGUAAUAGAGAUGAAGUCGCCCAGCCUCUCAGGAGCAUCCAUCUAGAGAUUUAUUAACCAAUUUAAAAUACUAUUGUCUUUCACUUCAGUGUGAGAUUGAGGUGUGUUGUCGGAGGAAUAUAAAGCUACAAUCAGUGAGGCGCCGUGCAGCCAGACGCCACUACCUGGAACUCAAUAGAUAUUCAUGAACACUCCCGUAUUUAGUGAAGGAAAUAACUUAAUGCCGACAGAGUCGAUGGAAUAAUAGCCGUUUCCUGGCUGACUUGCAGCCCUCAGAAAAUGAGAUUGCACCUGCCUUCAUUUUUCUUGUCUUUUUCUGGGUUUCUUGCAGCAGAAUGCGCCACUGGAGGGAAAUGUGCCACGCAUUCCUAAUGAGCUGCAGGGACAGGCGGCGGCAGCCUGCCCUUCCUGCUCCAGUCUUGCAGGAGCCUCUGCUGGGCACGCCCCUCUCCCCUCCUCCUCCGCCACCAGGUAGGGUUCAUUUCAUGCUUGCUUAGAUUAUGAAUACUCUCAAAGGCAAUUUCCUCAUCUUUCUUGCCCUCCACCUCUGCUCUGCCCACCUCUGCCCGCCUUUCUACUCCCAUCAAAUUCCCUACACUCUUCCAUGCAGGCAGCCACAGAUAAUCCCCUGCUCAUUUCAGUGGGACCCGCCCAGGCAUAACCGGGUGGCAGCCUUGGAGUCAAGGAGGGAACCUUUGUAUCAAAUUGGUUUGCAUCUAGGAAUCAUUUGCUUGUGGGUUGUGGGAGCAGGCCUGUCUUGUGGGGGACGGCUUAGACACAGCAAAUUGGAGAGAGCUUCUUUCUUGUUCUCUGUAUUACCUGCCAUUUCCCAAUUGUAUGGAUCUCAAUGGCAUUAAGUUGCCCAGGGGAGUCUGACAGGUUGGCUGGAAAGGGUGUGCCGCUGGCAGAAGCCUCAUGAGGAGCAGGAGGGGCCCAUUCAGGAGGGGCCAAUUCAGCAUUUUGCCGCUGUUCUUUUCUCCUUACUAACAAAAAAGAUUAUAGUAGGCAGUGAUGCUGCCCAGCAGCUCCCUGGUAAAAGGGAAACAAUCUAAGAAGGACCAGUUUAUGCCCUCUGCAGACCACAUGAAACAGCUUUCCCAGGCAAGACCAGUUUGCUGCGCACUGGGGGAGAUGUGUAUCUGCAUGUUCUGGGCAGAGUCUCUCCGCGCAGGGGAAAAGAGCACACAAGGAGAAGUGCCGGCUCAAUCCUUCCACGUUUCUAUCUACAGGAAAGAGAUUCCUCUGUAG